Messenger RNA from Akanthomyces muscarius, 702 nucleotides. RefSeq lists its product as uncharacterized. Lineage: Eukaryota; Fungi; Ascomycota; Sordariomycetes; Hypocreales; Cordycipitaceae. The transcript is spliced from 2 exons. Bases 1 to 702 code for a protein of 233 amino acids. The record is from RefSeq and is a predicted model, not a curated record.
AUGCAUCUCUUCAUUCUUGGAGGCACGGGGCAGUCUGGAGGCUUUGCGUAUAAGUACGCUCUGGAACAGGGCUAUCAUGUGACACUGCUCGUGCGCAAUGCCAUUGAGCACAAGCAUGCUAAUUUGACGGUGGUCGAGGGUUCUGUUUUGUCCCAAGAGGAUAUGGACCGUGCCUUCGCCGCGGCCGGCAUCCCCGUCGAUUCCGCGCUUCAAUUCCUGAAUGCACCCCGUGAAUCCGCCAACCCUUGGUCCAAGUUUAUUGGCCCGCCAAGACUGCUCGCUGAUGCGACUGCCAAUGCCGCACGGGCGCUGCGCGAUCAGCAACGCCGUGCUCCCCUCCCAAGCGGCAGAAAGCCUGUGCUGGUCGCAAUGAACGCACUGGGCGCCGGCGAUAGUAUCGCUGUUACUCCCUUCAUCACAAAAUUUUUCAUCAACCACAGCAGCCUUGGCAAGACAUACGAGGAACAUAGCGCUGUCCUGGCAGAAAUUGAGGAUGACUGCGGGAAAGAUGUGGACUGGACCGCGGCGCUGGCAGUUGGCUUGUCAGGCGCGGGCGCAAAGCCAGUCAAAACAUUCAGCAUGACCGAAAGGGGCGCAUCCAUGAUGAUCACAAGAGAGAGCUGCGCUACGUGGAUGGUUAAUGUCGCUGCUGGUAGGAUGGGAGAGAGGUUUAGCCGUCAGGCUGUAAUUGUGUCUAAUUAA